AUGAGUCCUUUCGACGACCUUGAUGAUGAACAAAGGAUCAGCAUCGCUAAUGAACACCCCAACGAUCUCGAGUCUGGGCCAUCCUCUCCGUCCUCGCCACCCAGCUACCUUCGUCCUCGUCGUCAGAGUAAAUCAAAUUCCCGCCAUCGGUCACAGCAUACCACCACAGACGGAGGCUCAAGCAGCCACCUCCUCGCCCGUCUCAUCGCUCGCGACGAUGAGGUCCGCGAAAUCAAUGCCCUCCUCGUCGUCACUUCAGAACGUCUCGAGACCGAGUCUAACCGGGCCAACAGCUCAGAGCGCCGUGCGCUCGAAUACUUCAACCGAUUGCGUCAGGCAACCGAAAAUCGUGAGCGCGCUGAACAAGAUUUGGCUCGUCUUCGCGAGGAGUUGAAGCUGUACAAGCUCCAGCUCGAAAAUGCACAAAAGGAGAUUUUUCGGGCACAGGAUAUCAUUAAUCAGGUUUCUGCUCAGAAGUGUGAAGCUGAGGCGGAUGCUGCGAGAGCCAGAACCAAGGCAAGGAAGCUGCAGGAAGAGAAGAUGAUGAUGAUUGCCCACGAGGAUGGCAGGCGGCGUGGUUACAAGGAGGGCCUGACAAUCGGACGUCGGCUCGGCUUCGACGAAGGAACCACGAUAAGAUAUGAUGAUGAACCGGCCCGACGAGUGCAUCGGCCUGCCGUCCAACCAGAUGAAAGAGACCAAGAAGAGGAAGAAGAAUCAGUGCACUCCGAACGCAAUCAUGCACGCUCACAACCACGGGCACACCCGCAGUCCUCAAGACACGUACGCCCGGAGUCUCCCCCACCUGUUGGGCAGUAUGGUACAGCGCCACAUGCAGUUGCUGUUAUACCGGUUCCACCACCGCAAGUAACCCCAGUCCGGUCACAUUCUCCUCCAGGAAGAAUCACGACGCCCUCGCCGCCAACAAGUCCUCCAACGGAGAACGUUCACCCCACGCAAAUACGCACAGCAUCUAGCCACUUAACCGAUGUUCCUCGAGAUGGUUGGAUACCACGAGCGGACCCACAGACAUCUUACAUCCCAGUCCCACCACCAUACGGACUUUCUCAGCCCGUGCCCCGAAGCUCCAGCACACACUCGCACGACUUAGACAACCACUCACGUUACGGUCCUUCGUAUGAUGCCGGGGACUCAAACUACGCUCUUGUGAGAACUCGCGAUUUUGCAUAUGCGCAACCUGCCCCAAUUCCGGUCCCAAGUUUACAUACUCCAUCUCUCAUGUCACGGUCAACGUCGACGCAUAUGUCUCAAUACGAGCUUGUGAGCGCCCCUGUCGAACGACAUGGAACCUCACUUCGUCACGAUGUAUCUCCUGCGCACACAAGGAGUGAAAGCCGUACUGAACGACAUACGUCGUCGCGCGGUGGAUAUCACCCCGACAAAAGUCGGAAGGAGGAUUUGAUAGAACAAUGGCGUGCAGACCCAGAAGUUGUUGCUACAGCAACUCCUGGAACGGCCAUAAGAGAUUUUCAGCCCAUGCCACCUACUGGACAUCAUCGUCCCAGGGAGUCAAACAUACCCGCCCCAUAUACUGAUUCACGUCCUUCGAGUCGAGUAGAGUCACAACCAUCGCAAGGCCCUUCCCAGAAACGGAGUCCACCACGAUCAAGAAAUCCACUCGACUACUUCAACAUCAGACAACGUUUCCACCAGCGAACACAAUCGGCCGCCAGCGUUCCAAAUAUAACUGUUGAACCCCCGUCUGAUGAGGCUUCGACUCCAUCCGAGCAUACCCAUCAUUCACACCUCGAACUUCUAAGUCCAGACACCGCACUUCGGCCCCUUCCCCCGUCCCACGAAGAACGCUCCCGGACAUCCGAAAGACACUCACAAGACUCCCACGGCGCCUACCACUCGGCUGCACCCACGCAGCCUUCAUGGCCAGCAGGGUUCGUGCCCGUUUCAGGGGCACCACCCGAACCAGCCUCUCAAUAUCCUCGCUCAAGAAGUCGAGGAUCUGAUGAACAUUACCAGAUGUCGCCUAUUCCUGAGGGUAUCACAUACCCUGAAUCGCCGCUGCGUGCUCCGUCGUCUCAUGGAGAUCGUCUCCCGCAAGAAUCUGAGUCUGAAUCGAGCUCGCCGGCACCUCUGCAGAGACCGAUAUCACUUUUCUCUGACCAGGAUGAGUGA
Suillus subaureus is the source of this 2151-nucleotide messenger RNA. RefSeq lists its product as uncharacterized. The record is from RefSeq and is a predicted model, not a curated record. The coding region runs from base 1 to 2151 and encodes 716 amino acids. The transcript is spliced from 5 exons. NCBI's taxonomy places the organism in Eukaryota, Fungi, Basidiomycota, Agaricomycetes, Boletales, Suillaceae.